UCGCAUCUAAUAAUUGUUAGGUUAUGGUGUAAUGUUUAAUUGUGUAUCCGUUUAUCUUUUUGAGAAGUAAUGGGGAUUUUAACUGAUCCUAGCGCGGGUCAGGGCAAAAUAACAAAAAUAAUAAUAAAAUAUUAUUCAAAAAUCACCAUAUUAAUGUAUGUAGGUGGUGUGAUAUGGUUCUGCCUACUCGCAUAUACUCCUUUAAACGCAGGCACAUACUUUUCCGAAAAUGCGCUACUACCUGGCCUGGUGAAAUCCGAAUUUCGAGAUGAGAGCUCCGCGAAACAGUAUUUCGAUGAGUUGCAGGAUGAAAUGAAAAUGUACGAAAAUUCGAUUCCCUACCCUUGGAUUUUGGCAAAAUUUCAACAGAUUGGUUUAGAUACUUACACUCACAACUUUACAUUGAAUUAUCCCUUAGGAAAGGCCAAUAUCAAAUACAGCGGGAAGAAUGUUUAUGGGAUUCUUCGUGCGGCAAGAGCUGGCAGUACAGAAUCGCUGGUGAUGAGCGUCCCAUAUAGACCUCCAAGUAAUAUUCAUCCAAGUACGGCGUCGUCAGUUGCAAUUAUGCUGGCCUUUGCGAAACAUGCCAAUAGACAGAAGUAUUGGUCGAAGGAUAUUAUCUUUUUAAUCACAGAACAUGAGCAGUUAGGUGUUCAGGCAUGGUUGGAAGCGUACCAUAAUGUAGUAUGCGGCCAUCAAGGUAUAUUAGACCAUGGCGAUUUGCGGGGACGUGGUGGUGCUAUUCAAGCAGCCAUUAAUUUGGAGUUCCAAGUUGUCAAUAUAGGUAAGUUCUAA
This is a messenger RNA of Photinus pyralis (common eastern firefly), 795 nucleotides long. Its product is annotated as glycosylphosphatidylinositol anchor attachment 1 protein-like. The record is from RefSeq and is a predicted model, not a curated record. The transcript has 3 exons. Lineage: Eukaryota; Metazoa; Arthropoda; Insecta; Coleoptera; Lampyridae. Gene Ontology annotation, biological process: attachment of GPI anchor to protein. Bases 70 to 795 code for a protein of 241 amino acids. Gene Ontology annotation, cellular component: GPI-anchor transamidase complex; membrane.